UCAGAAUUUCUGUGGUUUAUACAGACCGGAAACAACUGAAUUUAACUGCAGCCCAACUUCCGACAGUCCAAAAUGGCUGAAAGAGGAUACAGUUUCUCCCUCACCACAUUCAGCCCCUCGGGCAAACUGGUCCAAAUUGAAUAUGCUCUUGCAGCAGUAGCAGCAGGCGCUCCAUCUGUUGGUAUCAAAGCCUCAAAUGGAGUGGUAUUGGCGACAGAAAAGAAACAGAAAUCCAUAUUGUACGAUGAACAGAGCGUGCACAAAGUGGAGCCUAUAACCAAACACAUCGGCAUGGUCUACAGUGGUAUGGGUCCAGACUACAGGGUGCUGGUUAGGAGAGCACGGAAGUUGGCCCAACAGUACUUCCUGGUAUACCAGGAGCCCAUUCCCACAGCCCAGCUGGUGCAAAGGGUGGCCUCCGUCAUGCAGGAGUACACACAGUCGGGUGGUGUGCGUCCAUUUGGUGUGUCCUUGCUAAUCGCAGGGUGGGAUGAAGAUCGCCCUUUCCUCUUUCAGUCAGACCCAUCUGGUGCAUAUUUUGCUUGGAAAGCAACAGCAAUGGGAAAGAACUAUGUUAAUGGAAAAACAUUCCUCGAAAAAAGAUACAAUGAGGAUCUGGAACUUGAGGAUGCCAUUCACACAGCAAUAUUGACCCUGAAGGAAAGCUUCGAGGGUCAGAUGACCGAAGAUAACAUCGAGGUGGGCAUCUGCAAUGAAGCGGGCUUCAGAAGACUCUCACCUGCAGAGGUCAAAGAUUACCUGGCAGCCAUCGCCUAAGCCACCAUUGCUCGGAUUGCUCUUUUGUUGUCGUUUUGAUUUUUUGACUACAAUACAAUAACUUACAAGAACUCCAUUUUCAGUUGAACAGCAUUUUUAUUAUUUGUUAUUUUGUCCCUUUAUACCUCUGUAGAAACCUACCAAUAAAUGCAGGUAAUUACAAAUACCUGUGCUUUGUGUUGA
Molecule: messenger RNA, 960 nt
Organism: Conger conger (European conger)
Lineage: Eukaryota; Metazoa; Chordata; Actinopteri; Anguilliformes; Congridae
Product: proteasome subunit alpha type-2
Exons: 8
Coding region: 73-777 (234 amino acids)
Biological process (GO): ubiquitin-dependent protein catabolic process
Cellular component (GO): proteasome core complex; proteasome core complex, alpha-subunit complex
Source: RefSeq, a predicted model, not a curated record